Monomorium pharaonis (pharaoh ant) is the source of this 5103-nucleotide messenger RNA. RefSeq lists its product as uncharacterized. The record is from RefSeq and is a predicted model, not a curated record. Gene Ontology annotation, biological process: DNA integration. The transcript has 5 exons. Bases 1 to 5103 code for a protein of 1700 amino acids. NCBI's taxonomy places the organism in Eukaryota, Metazoa, Arthropoda, Insecta, Hymenoptera, Formicidae. Gene Ontology annotation, molecular function: nucleic acid binding.
AUGGUGCGGAUAUUAGAACAGCAAGGCCAAAUGCUAACACGAAUAAAUACACCAUCAAAUUCAUCACGUGAAUUUAACGUCAAGUUGCCGAUCAUCAAUCUACCUGUAUUCAGCGGGCAUAUGGAAGAGUGGAAAAGGUAUGCUGAUACAUUUAAAACUUUAAUUCACAAUAGUGAUUUGUCAAAUGUACAAAAGCAUCAAUAUCUGGUAAGCUCAUUGAGCGGCGCGGCCGCGCGAGUAGUUGAAUCUAUUGAAAUUUCUGAGCAAAAUUACGAGAUUGCAUGGGAUUUGUUGAAAGAACGCUAUGAAGACGAAAGAGCGAUUCGCAAGCGACAUGUGCAAUGUUUAUUCGAAUUGCCGCGCGUGCAUCGAGAAUCAUCUAACGCAAUUCGAGAUCUUAUAGAUCACGUUCAAAAACAUUUGAGAAUUUUACAAUCUAUGAAACUUCCCACGGAAUCAUGGGGAGAGCUAAUCAUAUCUUUAAUCGAGAAAAAUUUAGAUAGCGCCACAAGGAAGCGCUGGGAGGAACACGCCGAGAUGCAUGAAGAACUGACGACCAAAACCAUGAUUGAUUUCUUGCAGCGUCGAUGCCAGGUGUUGGAACGAGCAGCCUUGAGCGAAGGGAUAAAGGAUGUUACCAGCGGAGUAAAGACUAGCGAGAAGAACGACAACAAUAAAAUCAAAUUAGCGUCAAAUUCAAGAUUGCAAACCAAAACAACAUUGUCAACAACCAUACAAGGAGGGCGAUGUUACUUCUGUCAAGGCCCGCAUCUUAUUUACACUUGUAAUCAAUUUUUGAAUUUGUCUGUUAAGGAUAGGAUUCAAACCGUCAAACAAUUAAAAUUAUGCAUCAACUGUCUUCGCAACGAUCAUUUUGUCGCAAGAUGUACUUCAAGUUCAUGUCGAGAAUGUGGUGAGCGCCACAACACGUUGUGCCAUUUGAGCAGGGGCGUAUCAACUCCAACCACAAGGGAGAAUCCUGAGACCACCACUGCGGAGAGAAGAGCGAGCGUGAAUCUGGUGACGGGUUCCGAACGGAGCACGUCGGAAAGGGCCGAGGACGAUGCGAGCGGUCCACUUGUUCAUCACGUGCAAAGAGAAACUUCAAAGUGUAAGCGUAUUCUUAUGUCAACCGCAAUUGUAGAGGCGAAGGCGCAUAACUAUUGUAACCGACAAUUAAGAGUUCUCUUAGACAGCGCGAGCGAGACGAAUUUUAUAACAUUAGCGGCAUGCAAGGAACUCGGAUUGAGGAUGGGUAAUGUUUGCGAAUCAAUUAGCGGUUUAAACAACAUGAAUUGCGAUAUCAAGCAUGGUUGUCAAUUAAAAUUAAAAUCGCGAAUUUCAAAUUAUGAAGUGAGUUUGUAUUGUUUGGUUGCUCCGAGUUUAACGAAAGAAUUGCCAUCGUUUUCGAUUCGAGCUUCGCAGAUAUCAAUUCCAGAAAACCUCAAAUUAGCGGACCCAUUAUUUUAUAGUCCGAGCAAAAUAGAUGUAUUGAUAGGCGGAGAAAUUUUCUUUAACUUACUUGAAGCUGGGAAAAUCGAGUUGAGUCAGGAUUUGCCUACCUUGCAAAAUAGCAAAUUCGGAUGGUUAAUAGCGGGCCCGAUACCCGAGCGUUUGGUCAUGAAGCAGCCGGCUGAUCGAUCAUCGUUGAACGCUCAUAUAUGUUUAUUAACGCAGAAGGACGAGGAGAACAAUAUGUUAUCACGAUUUUGGGAAUUAGAAGAAUAUCCAGUUGAGGGACGCGUUACCAUGUCGGCCGAGGAAUUGGAAUGCGAGAGUUAUUUUGUAAAUACUAUGACUCGAGACUCAUUCGGGCGAUUUAUCGUUAGGUUACCGUUUCGAAAGAACAAAAACAAACUUGGUGAGUCGAAACCGAUGGCAAUAAGGCGAUUGAAGUUAUUGGAGCGUAGAUUUCUGCGCGAUCCGGAGUUUGGUCGUCAAUAUGCUGCAUUUAUGCCAGAAUAUAUCGAUCUAAAUCAUAUGUCAAGGACAACGGAAAAUUUAAAUAUUGCAUCAUCUAUUUAUUUGCCGCAUCACGGUGUAUUGCGCGAAUCGAGUGUCACAACAAAGUUGCGCGUUGUAUUCGACGGUUCGGCAAAGACGUCUUCGGGUGUGUCGUUGAAUGACUCGUUAAUGGUCGGAGCGGCGUUGCAGGAUAAUAUAAUAGACAUAAUUUUACGAUUUCGACUACAUGCAGUUGCGAUUACUGCUGACUUAAAGAAAAUGUAUAGACAAGUGCUAAUCAAUAAGCUAGAUCGCAAUUACCAAAGAAUUUUUUGGCGUUUUUCGACAAAUGAACCGAUACAAGAAUUCCGAUUGAAUACAGUCACAUACGGACUGGCGUGCGCUCCAUUUUUAGCCAUACGUUGCGUCCGACAACUAGCGAAUGAAGCAGUGAAUGAAUUUCGCGAAGCAUCACAAGUUUUGUUAAAUGAUUUAUACGUUGACGAUAUUUUAACCGGAGUUAGUUGUGAGAGCGAUGCGAUCGAGUUAAUCAAUCAAUUAACAACUCUAUUAGGUAGCGGAGGAUUCGAGCCUCAUAAAUGGCACUCUAAUUGCGGAGCGAUUCUGGGUGAUCGAAACAGAGUCGAGCAAUCGUCGUCGGUGGCGAUUGAUACAAACAACGUAAAAACAUUGGGUUUGAUAUGGCAUCCGAACGGAGACAUGUUCGAGUUUUCAAUCAAGGCGAUAGCAAACCCAAGUAAAACCAAACGAGAGGUUUUAUCGACAGUUUCGAGAUUGUUCGAUCCGUUGGGAUUGAUUAGUCCAAUUUUAAUUCGAGUCAAGAUAAUCAUGCAACAAACAUGGGCGGCAAAUUUAAGUUGGGAUGACCCGCUAACAAGUAAUCUUCAACGAUUAUGGGAUGCGUAUGUAAGGGAUUUGAAUGAUGUAAAUUCAAUUCGAAUUCCUCGUAGAGUCAUCUUGAAUAAUUCAAUUAGAAUUUGUUUACAUGCGUUCAGUGAUGCCUCAUUGAAGGCAUACGGAGCAUGCGUUUAUUUGCAGACCAUUGACGAGGACGGUAGCGUUAAAUCGGCGUUGCUUUGCUCCAAAUCACGGGUCUCGCCGAUAAGAAAUAAAACAAUAACACUUCCCAGACUUGAAUUGUGCGGGGCCGUUGCAUUGGUUAGACUGGUGAAAAAUGUGCGACGAGCUUUAAAAGUUGACUUUGAUAAAAUAUAUGCAUGGACGGAUUCCACAAUUGUAUUGGCGUGGAUAUCAGGCGAUCCGUCUCGUCAGAAAACAUUUGUGUCAAAUCGAAGUGCAGAAAUACAGUCUAGUCUUCCGUCCGAUUGUUGGAGACAUGUUCGAAGUAGCGAUAAUCCCGCCGAUCUAAUUUCGCGAGGCACAAAUCUAAAGGACUUGCAACAAUGUAAACUUUGGUGGGAGGGUCCGAAUUGGUUAUCAAAAUUUGACAAUUAUGUUGAAAAUAAAUUAGAAUCAAUCACUUUAUCUCAAGAUGAGACCGAAAUUGUGGAAUCCGAGCAAAAAUCAGAACUGCAAGUAUUAGUGAGUCUCAAUGGCGCGGAUCGAGCGAUUUCGUGUUUGUUGAGUAAUUAUUCCUCGUUAUCAAAGAUUGAGCGUAUUUUAGCAAUAGUUAUGCGGUUUAUUUCCAAUUGUAAAGCGAGUCAAAUAAACCGCAAUUAUGAUUCUAUCUCAAUUAAAGAAAUACACACCGCCAAUCAAUUAUUAGUUCGCGAGACUCAAACUAUUUGCUUCGCAAAGGAAUUAGCGGAUUUAAAGGCAAAUAAACCAAUUAGUUCAAGCAGCAAAUUAUUAUCUCUCAGCCCAUUCAUUGAUGAAACCGGACUCAUCAGGGUGGGCGGAAGAUUGCAACAUUCGAUCGCAUCGUUCAGGAAGAAGCAUCCGAUUUUGUUACCGUGCGACAGUAGAUUUACGCAACUAUUAUUCGAGCGUGAACAUCUCAGAUUAUUACAUGCAGGGCCACAAGCACUAUUAUACUCGAUUCGCGAAAGAUAUUGGACAAUUAAUGGAAGAGCUUUAGCCAGAAAAAUUGUAUACAAAUGCGUUAACUGCUUUCGUAACAGUCCAAGGUCGCUAUCACAGAUAAUGGGGCAAUUGCCAUCAGAUCGAGUUAGUCCAAAACGCCCAUUUUUUGUGACUGGCAUAGAUUUCGCGGGGCCAAUCACGACUUUGGUGAAUCGAGGCCGCGCGGUCAGCGAUCUCACUGCGAGCGCGUUUAUAGCGGCACUUAGACGUUUCGUGGGACGUCGAGGAUGUCCGCAGCGCAUCUACAGCGAUAAUGCGACUAAUUUUGUCGGCGCAAAAAAUGAAAUCAAAGAAAUUCAAGAGUUUAUCAAGUCAAACGUUAGGAACAUUAGCGAUGAAUUUUGCAUACCUAAUAACAUCGAGUGGAAGUUUAUUCCACCUGCAUCCCCUCAUAUGAGGGGGCUGUGGGAAGCCGGAAUUAAGUCAUGUAAAUUCCAUUUAAAACGAAUUAUAGGCGGUAGUUUAUUAACCUUUGAAGAAUUAAGCACUGUGUUAAUACAAAUCGAAGCUUGUUUGAACUCCCGACCGAUUUGUCAACUGCCAUCCACACCAAUGGACUUACAACCAUUGACGCCGGGACAUUUUAUCAUCGGGGAACCGUUGAUAGCAGUACCAGAGGUGGAUCUGAGCGACACAGCAAUAAACAGACUCAGCAGAUGGCAAUUAAUUCAAAGGAUUGCACAAAACUUUUGGAAAAGAUGGAGCGCCGAAUAUUUAACAUCACUUCAAGGAAAAACAAAAUGGAAAAGAAAAACGCCAAAUUUGUUGGUCGGUGACAUUGUUUUGGUUCAGGACAAUAAUCUACCACCAUUAAAGUGGAAAUUAGGCAAGGGUUUAGAAAUUUGCACCGGCCAAACGGUAAGAGAUACGGGGUUGUCCAAGAGGACCAAAGUUGUUCCCCUCGUCGCGUUGUACCAAGAUGGAUACCUAGACUCUAAAACCUACAAAGCGCAGACCUGCAACAGCAGCAGCAGCGACAACAACAGCAGCAGCAAUAGCGGCAGCAAUAGCGCAGCAGCAGCAGCAGCAGCAGCAGCAAUAGCAAUAGCGGCAACAACAGCACAGCAGCAACAGCGGCAGCAAAACCAAUUAUGA